AUGUCUUCAACCAGAAAGAGUAAUAAACUUGAGCGUUCAGCUUUAUGGACACGAAUUGAAGCCGAAUUUCAGAAUAGAUCUACUACCACAGCUCGAGAACUCUCCAAUAGGCCAAUACCCAUGGCAACAGAAUCAGAAGCACAGAAAGAAGAUGCGAUCGUGAAGGGUUUCGAUAUUGAGAAUAGAAAGGAAAACAACGAGGACAUCAGCGCGGCUCGGUCAUUUCUUUCGGACGUCAACACUGCUAUGGAAAUUGAUCAGUGGACACUGAAAACAUCCAUUCUUGGAAUGAAGUCAACCAUUACGGACCGAACAUGUGAAGAUACUGAAGUAAGUCAGUGGAGCCUAAAAAUGAAUGAUUGUGACCAUGGAAGAAGUUAUUCGGCUUCUUCAUGUUCUUAUCAUUUUGGAAACCAGCGUUGUUGCGAAUGUCCAAAUUGUCUGGAAUUGAUUGUGGAAAGUACAUCCUGGAAACCCGAAAAGCUCCGCAUUUUUCACUGCAAUGAUUGCGGUGGCACAACAAUUCGAGAAAUUCGAUCUUUGUAUAUUGAUGGAAGACCUGAGCGUUCAUAUUCGAUGAAUCCAAUGCAGCAUGAAUGGCACUGCUUUCAUUGUGGCUUCUCUGAUUCUGGCACUGUCUCGAGUCAUAAAAAUACUAACUUGCUUGAUGCUAAAAAUUUAGAUAGCCAUGAGCAAACGAUAUCCGGCACUUCGGUUCUCACUUCAGUAUCCAAUCUCUGCAAACACCCCAUUCCAUCGUGCUCUCACAAGCAUAGCCUUCCAAUACGAUCGGACUCAACACAAUGUAAAUAUAGCAAAAAGUGCAAUGAAAACCUUGAAAAGCAUGCAAAAAAUGAUAAAUGUGACUGUCUGGUAAUCAAUGAAUCUCAGAUAGGAUCAUCAUUUAUGCAGAAAUCGAAAAUUGAAAUGGGAACAAUAAAGUGGGUAACAGAUCAGGAAACAUCAAUUAUCAAAUCAACGAAUGUUGCUACUACAAUGGCAUCAUUGAAAGAUUAUGUUGUUUAUCAGUACAGUACUUAUUGUUUAGCUGACAAGUUCAUAUAUUGGAUUACUUCAAGUAUAAAGUAUAAAAUUAUAGCUUCACCUACACGGAAGAAUUCACUGCCACAUUUAAUGUCAGCUGAGAAAAGCGAAAAUUUGCAAAUGACGGCACAGAAAACACAACCAAAAAUGAAAUUGCUGCGUACAGCAAAGCAGGCAACAGAUUCAGUGCAAAUUAUUACUUGUAAAGAUGAAAUGGAAUCAAACGAGCAAAUGGGAAGUGAGAAAUCAUUAGACAGUGAAAUAUUGCUGACUCCUACAGCAGAAGUGACUGUUCCUCAACGGGAUAUGAAGUACAAUAUGGGAGCUGGAAGACUGUUUUCGAUUGAUCCUUCGCAAACCGCUCUCGAGCUAAAAUGUGAAAUGAUGGAGAUAAAUAAGGAGUCUCUGAAAACAGCAAGACAGAUAAGUGAAACAGAUCUUUCGAAGGUCAGAGCAGAAUAUACUGCACUCAGUGAGUCCAAUAUAGAUCGUUACGUGGUAAUGAAUGUUGUGAAGAGGAUUUCAGGAGAGAAUGACGCGGUUCAUAAUUCUUCGAUAAACAGCGACGAUAUUUCUACAGCUAAGUCGACAUUUGUUGAUAUCACUAGUUUGUCAUCGACAAUCGAUCAUUUCCCAAAUUCCAACCUUUCAAUGGUGGAUUUGAAAGCAGGUCGGCCAGAUGACAGGAAAUUUGAUAUCCGAACAAAUACUACAAAAUCUCCAGGGCUAUGUGCCACACCGCAACCAACAGCGGGUAAUUCCGCCGGAUGCAUUCCAGCAUCCUAUCAUUAUCGGACACCCACGCAUACAGAGCUAAACAUCUCUUCUCAACAAACGCCGCCAUACAUGGCUCCAACUAUAUCAUCUACCAUGAAAAUGAAACAAAUAAUAAAACAGCGCACCUCUUCAGAAUCGCCGAUGUGGUCUUCUCGUCGACCACAUUCAGUUUCAGAAGGAUUACAUACAGCAGCUUCUUUUACGCCAUCAAGAAACAGAGGAAGUCAUCGAUCGAGACUGCGCUUAUGGCAGCAAACGACAUGGCAACCAUUACCAAAAAUAUGUUACAAAAAAUGCUUUGCUGAUAAUCUUCCUGAGGCGGAAUUACUCACUAAGGAUUGCGAUAUGGGAAACAAAUUGAAUCAUCAAAAUUUACGGCGAACAUUAUUACAACCAGUCGCUCGUCGUUCCUCACAUCGUGGCGGUUUGUAUCAUAACUAUUUAAAACAACGAUAUUGGGAUCGAAUAACAUCAAAAUAUGACAAAAUAUCGCGGGAUGAACGUUUCAUGAAACAAGAUCAACAAAGGACAGCAGCUUUAGCACCGACUGAUGUCCAAAAUUUGGAACAAACUGAAUUGCAGUUGUCACCAAGAAAAUCAUGUCAGGAGAAAACUUCUCGAUUUUGUUUUGACAGCGAUCAUUCACAACAACAAGAUCAGGUAGAUGAUGAUGCUUCAGCACUUGAUCUUUGUACAGCUCAAGUUAAAACACCACGUGGUUGGCAAAGAACAUUUUCACAUGUGCCGUGCAAAAUUUCACGUUUUGAUCGCUUUGUACCACAAUUUGUGGAGGCUGUUUCUGCACAGCUAUGGAUGACCGAAGCACCGUUAAGGCAAUCACCAUCAAAAACUGCCGGAUAUAACAUUUGGCAACGGAUUGCUUCCAAUUCAUCUCAGAAAAUCUCUCGUUUGAACCGUUUCUGGAAACAAGAAAUUAGAGAUAUGAAAUCACAAUGUAUUUCACAACUGGAACAAUCUGCAGAUCAAUUUAUUUUAACGGAAUCAAGAAUGCUUCGAGGAUUGAUUUGGAAACGAACAGUUUUCAAAUCAGCGCAGAAAAUUCCACGUCUCGAUCGGUUUCCAGUUGCAAACAAUUCAGUAACGGAUACCUCUCAAGGAAGUUUUUUUGAACGAGAAGUUUCACUGGAUUUCUUUGUAACACAAUCACCGCUAAGAUCUGUCACUUCACCAAAUCCAUCACAGAGAGUUUUAUCCUAUGAGCAAGCAAAACUAGCAGUGCCUCUACGAGAAGCUUCUAGCGAGAGCAGUCGUUCGUCUUUACAUACCGUUCAGUUACAAUCACUGAAGACCUUAUUCACUGAAAGUCUCUCUUCUGAAGAACUAUCAGAGAAACAUUCGAAUUUCACAGAUAAACCAGUGCGUAGGGCUACCAUUUCGGAAUUUCUCAAGAAAAAUGUUCCAUUAAGUUUAUGUACGUCUGAAACACAGUCAUCAGAGGGAUCGAUAUUACCUGGUAUAAUAUUCUACGACGAAUCGCUAUGGAAACGAUCUAAAUCUAUACUGCAAAGGACUUCUCGCUUUGAGCGUUUUCAAGAAAGAACAACAAAAUCGUUCGGAGCACCUGCACGAGGAGCUUCUCGUUUUGAUCGUUAUCAAAAAAAUACUUUAUCAAUUUUAAGCACCCCUCGAGCAAAUUCAUCCUUUGCAUCGAUUCUGCCUGACACUUCGUCUGCUGAACGAUCGUUGAGCGAACGAUCAAAAUCAAUACUAUCUCGGAAAUUUUCUCGUCAAAGUUGCGCUUCACCUUCACCUGGAUAUUUCACACCUCCUCCAUGCAUUUGGAAUCGAUUAACGGUGGAAUCAACAAAGAAGAGUUCUCGUAUGGAGCGCUUCCAAAAUUCUGCUUCAUUGGACUUAUGUACCGCUCAAAACCGUUCGUCAAGUUUAUCCCUGUUUUCUGAUAUUUCGCUCAUUGCAUCAAGCAAACAAAUAAAAGCCGUUCCGUCGAAAAACUGUUACCGUUAUUAUCCAGGUCAAGGAGUUACUACAGACACAUCCGAUUCUUACCAAAAGGAGAAAAUGUUGGAUAGAAAUUCUCGUUUCAAACGUUUCCAGAAAAAUUUUUCACCAAAUUUAUAUACGGCACAAUCUACUUCCUCACAAAAUUCAUCAACCGAAAAACAAACAGAACAGGGAGUACCUCAUAAAAAUUCAUGUCACAAACAUUUUAAAACGGAUCAUAUUAGUUCUGAAGUAAUGGGUCGAGUUAAUGGCCCGUAUGAGGACCAUUCUCUUUGCAAUGGUUCUCCAAUAUACUCAUCGCUUACUGCCCAACAUCGGUCAUCAGGACAAGCACUGACCUGCCACUCACCAGAUAGUAUAGAUUCAUGUAGGAAUAUGUACCUAACCUACAGUACUACACAGACCGUAGAUUCUGACAGGAACAAGGACCUGAAGCAGAAAAUCAAGUAUGAGGAACAAUUUGAGAAUCCUACUGCCAUUAGUUUAAAUAUGUUUAACGGAAUUAGAGACGGAAAGAGUAGUGAAUUAUGGAACGGUACAACAACACAGCAAAUACGAGAGAUUUCACAUUUAGAUCGAAUAGAAGGACAGCAUUUUGGUGUUCGAACACUUUCAGCAGAGAAGAAGCUGUCAAGAUCACAACUGCUUGUCGAUGGUAACACUUCAGCUACUAAAGACUUAUCUUUCAAUGAUGAUGUUCUACGAAGGACAAAACCAAAAGAUAGUGGAGAAGUACAAGAAGGAAUAGUUAAAGAAACGGGCUCACAUACUGCUUCCAUUCAAUUACAAGGAACUAAUUCAGAACGCACGGCACCUGGAGACAUCGUUUCGAGCAAUCGUGAAAUACACAUUGCAUUGCAAACCAAAUUUCAACCGAUGAAGCUCUGUUUGAAUGGAAUUACAGCAUCCGAAGAAGUUUGCAUUCAACGAAUUGUCUGCCAGGAUUUAUUUUCAUUGGUUUCCCCAUUUCUGGGAAGCGCUAUUGUUCCUAAAACUGGAAAAGCUACUAAUGGUGAAAACUGGAUACAGAACUUUGUCAACUUUGGCACCAAUAUCGGCCAAGCGCUACUUCAAAGGCAAAUUGAUCAGUCAGAAUCCCGGCCGCUUCAUACCAUACUUUCUAAAUCACCAACACCGAUUCCACGAAUCGCAGCUGUACAAUCAACGACAGUGACGAAGAUGAGCGAUGGGAAUGAUUACAGUUUUACUGUUAAAAAUUUUCAUGGGACACGAGCAUCGCAAUCUUCGCUAAAUCAUUUCCCGAUAAAUAGUGCAUCACAAACAUUCAAAAUUUUGCAAAAUCAGCAAUAUUUCGGUCAACAGCAACAACCACAAACAUUUCAUUCUCACCGACUACAACAGCAAUCUGCAUCCACAUUUCAAGCAGUAUCGCCUAUGUCUAAUAACGUAAUAAAAAAAUCAGCAACCUUAGGACAAGAGGUUACUAAAUUGCUAGGCGAGAUAGCUCAAUAUUCGGAUGUUCACCGUCAGCAAAAUCAGAAUUAUGGAUUAGUGCAGAAAUUACUCAACAUUUUCUUCAACUCCAUGUCUUCCGAUUAUAAUAAUGAUGAUAAUCGCACGCAGCCAUUACGGCCAAUGAACGAUGGAACAGAAAUAGGUCGUAACAGACCAUUUGCAAAAAAUUUAUUUGAGAGUGAUAUUGUUUUGACUGUAGAUCAAAUAAAAGGAAUUGCAAUGGCAGGAAAAGAACAACAAAUGAGUAAUAAUCAUCGAAGAAUUAGACGAAAAGUCAUUACAGGCAGCGUUUAUCGAUGGCCAAAAAAUAACAAUAUACCAUAUGAAUUUGCUUUUUCUGAUGAGACAUGGCGUAAUAUAAUACGAUCAGCAUUGUACUUUUGGCAACGCGAGACAUGUAUUCGAUGGCAGGAAAAUGGUCCAGGCUAUGAUCGAGUGGUUUUCUUCCGUGGAAGCGGAUGCUAUUCGAACGUUGGCAGAACAGGCGGUCAUCAAGAAAUAUCAAUUGGUUAUGGUUGUGAAAAUCUUGGUAUUAUUGCUCAUGAAAUUGGUCAUUCGUUAGGUUUUUGGCACGAACAAUCUCGACUAGAUCGAGAUCAAUACAUCAAAUUAAAAAAUCAAUACAUUGCUCCUGGUACCGAGGGUAAUUUUAUUAAACGAUCCUAUAUGGAAAUUGAAAAUAUGGGAGUACCAUUUGACCUCGGUUCUGUGAUGCAUUAUGGACCAAAUGCAUUCUCGGUUGAUUCAAAUCAUACAACGAUUGAGACGGUGGAUAAAAGGUAUAGUCAUACGAUUGGUCAAAGAUACGGUCCAUCGUUUAUAGACGUAAAGCAGAUGAACAGACUUUACUGCAAUGACAUAUGCGCAGCUUCGCCAUUAGCAUGUGCGAAUGGUGGAUAUCCCAACCCGAACAACUGCCGAUAUUGUAAAUGUCCAACUGGAUUAGGUGGUCCAACAUGUACUGAUGUUCAACCAAGUACCUGUGGUGCAGAACUGAUUGCAACAGGCAUUUGGCAACAGCUCAAUUAUAAAGGCUCUCAAAAAUGUUACUGGAAAAUCAAAGCAAAUAAUGCAAGAAUACGAAUUAAAAUUGAAUCGACAAAUUUUCGGUGUGAAGCAACAUGUCGAGCAUAUGUGGAAAUAAAACACAACUCCAUGUUUGAGCAAACCGGAUUCAGGAUAUGUUGCGGAAGUGAUGAAGUGAGUGUGUUAUCAGAGCAAGCAGAAGCUUUAGUUAUUUUUGAUGCUACAGAACUCGGCCAAGAUGGAUCAUUCAGUUUAAGCUAUCUCCAAGAUUCCAGUAAACCGUUAAUGAAAUCGUCGCCAUUGGAAUGGGUACCGGGAAGUGAGAAUCGUUUAUUCCGCGGUCUUGAGAUUGAUAAGAAUGGCUUGAUAGAGAAAAUUGUUUUGAAUGCCAUCCCAAAAAUCAGAGACCCACAACAACCAGUCGCAUCGAUCGCAUCUAUUAUCAAAGUAUAUGCGGAAGUACGAAUAAUGGCACUGUCAGAAGAAGUGAUCGCACGACGACUUAGAGCCGUUGAUCAGAGUUCAGAAUCGAUUCAGACGACAUCUAUGUGGAUAUUACAUCACCGCGAUUUAGCUGCACAGUUUGUGAACUGUUGGACAGAAGUGUUCAGAACUGCUGCCGAUCCUUUACAAAUUGCUCUGUUCUACGUAGCAAAUGAUGUUUGCCAAAAAGCAAAAAAAAAGGGCGAUUCACAUGUCCUGCUUCAAGCGUUUGCACCACACUGGGUCAAUGCCAUUUCGUAUUCCAGAGGUAGUGAAAACGUUCAAAAAGCUGUUAGUAGAAUACUUGAUAUAUUCGAAGAGCGUCAAAUUUAUUCAAAGUCACAACUGGCUGACAUGCGUGCUGCACAGAAUGACAGCAAUGAGUUGGAAGAUAAUACACUAAUUGAUUUCGAUAUUGGAAUUCUAAUACGUGAUGUUGAGGGUUAUCAUAAAGGAAAUUUGGUUAUGGAACGCGCAAGAGAUUUACUUUCUAGAAGCGACUUCAAUUUUAAGGAUAAGAUAAAGAGUCGAAUGAAAGAUCGUCGAGAUGGUGAGAAAUUCAUGGGGGAAAUUGAACAGUCUUACACAAAGCUAACAGAUUUUUUCGGAGCAUUAGCAAAGCAUCGCAAACGCGGACAACAUCUUCUGGGUGAAAUUGAACGGGCCAAACGCUGCUUCACUUUGCAACUACGAGAUGUUACUGUUGUGGAAGACGCUUACCAGAAAUUUGGUGCUGGGAUCGAUGAAGUUUGUGCAGAAGUGGAAGAAAUGUUAAAAACAAGUGUUUAUCCAGGUGCUUCGCCUCCACAUGAUGCCCCUUCACCGACAGCCAAUGAUGAUCCGUUUAGGGAGGGUGUCGAAAUUGCAUUCAAGCAAAUGAGAGGACCACAGUGCGAUUCUAGUGCACCACUGCCAUUACCAAAAGUAGUACCCGCCAAGGAGGAAUCCGUUGUCACACCUGAUUCACUUCAAACGGAUCAGUCAUUCAGAGGUUCAGCGCAUAUGUUAAAAGUGAUAGAAGGAAUCCGAGCAAGUGAG
Molecule: messenger RNA, 7827 nt
Organism: Acanthocheilonema viteae
Lineage: Eukaryota; Metazoa; Nematoda; Chromadorea; Rhabditida; Onchocercidae
Source: the annotation of a GenBank genome assembly